This is a messenger RNA of Linderina pennispora, 1527 nucleotides long. RefSeq lists its product as uncharacterized. The record is from RefSeq and is a predicted model, not a curated record. Bases 70 to 1440 code for a protein of 456 amino acids. Gene Ontology annotation, molecular function: oxidoreductase activity. Lineage: Eukaryota; Fungi; Kickxellomycota; Kickxellomycetes; Kickxellales; Kickxellaceae. The transcript has a single exon.
UUUUGAAUCACCUAACCCUUUUCUCAUAACCACCACUAAGCAGCACUUCUUUUCAACACCUAGUAUCCAAUGGCUCCUACUACCAAGCAUGACGACUCUGACUACUCGGUCAUCGAGGAGACCGGCAUGAAGCUGGGCAAGGCGCCGCGUGCUCUACGUGUGGCAGAUAUCGGUGACAGCACUCUGCGCGAGGCAGAGCGUCUGUGUGCCCGCGACUACCUCGAGCACCACAUUUUCUUCAACCACAUGCAGUUCCACAACCACAACAUCCACCAUCUGCUGGCAUCCCUGUCUCUGGGUGCAUCCCAGGAGCGCCUGCAAGACAUCUACGACAAGAACGUCCCGAUGCAGCGUCCCUUGCCUGAUCCUGUCGCCGGUGUCGUAAUCACCAAGGACAACUGGCACGAGUACAUCGGCAAGGAGGAAUACUACACUAAUUUUGUAGCGUUCUUCCGCCGAGAGAUCGACGCAGAGGGCGGUGACUGGAAGCCUGUGCUAGUGCGCUACAUGUUUGAUGACAAGAUCUAUGCUCUUGUGUUCAGCGGCCUUCUGCACCCGCUGAUCCAGAUCGGCUAUGGAGUCGAGUUUGACAGCGCUGCUAUUCUUGCAACGGGUCUGGCAAUGGCCUGUGUGCAUAAGCUCCUCUUUGGGGUUGAGCUAACUGCUGAAACUGUCGGGAAGACCACAGACACACUCACUCUUAUGGAGGUGAUGGAUAACAUCCGAAACGACAAGCGCAUCCAGGACAUUCCGUAUGAGACCUCCUUGGAGAAGGAUAGCCCUAUCAGCGAUCAGGUCGCGCUCGAAUACCUGCAGCAGUGGAAAGUUUACCCGACUGAAUACUGUGUUGCGCUCAAGUUCCGUGUGCUGCAGAGCAUCACUGCACUCAUUUACGGCGCAACCACUAAGCCCGGGUACAAGAACCAGUACGAGUUUACAUUGAUGCAUCUCCUGACAUCCUCGUACUUUGUGCCAAUGAUCCUCGACCUGCUCACCCUUGAGCAGAAGAUCAGGGUUCUGCGCACGUAUGCCUUUGUUGUACUGCGCUACUUCACCCUCAGGCAUUGUCCGCGGUUCUAUCAUGCCAGUGAACUUGCAACCGACGAUGUCUCGUUCGCCGCCGACGCAGAGUACAGCGACAAUGAGCAGUGGAAGGCGGUGUUUGAGAAGGCGGUGCAGAAUGAUGACCUGCACGUAGCCAAGGUUGUACGUGCGCUUCUGCGCGGUAGCAUUCUCAACCACAACGCGCCGGAGGUCCCAGCCAACUACGAACAGCCGCAGAAGAUCAACUGGCUGCUGUUGGCACAGCGCACCGUCGACACUAUCGACAUGAGCUCGUUUAAGGACUCUGAAGAGCAGUACAAGGCCGGCAAGCGCUGGUGGUCGCGCGGUAAGAUCGGGUUCGACCAGUACUGGGAUCAGAAUGGCGAGGCCCUUUGAUUAAUGUCUGUAUUUUCCAUAGGGUUGUUUCAACCAUGUCACUAUCUUUAUCUUCACCUUACCUAAAAUAAGAUUUUAUACUCCAAA